Oenanthe melanoleuca is the source of this 4838-nucleotide messenger RNA. It is a transcript of the gene SAXO6, whose product is annotated as Mdm1 nuclear protein. Bases 273 to 2504 code for a protein of 743 amino acids. Gene Ontology annotation, molecular function: microtubule binding. Gene Ontology annotation, biological process: negative regulation of centriole replication. The record is from RefSeq and is a predicted model, not a curated record. The transcript is spliced from 15 exons. Lineage: Eukaryota; Metazoa; Chordata; Aves; Passeriformes; Muscicapidae.
ACAGGGUCCCAGCGGACCCAAACUCUGUUCGAGUGAGUGGGUCUGGCGCUGACGCUGCUCCCGUGCCUGGCAGGGCGCUCUGCCGAGGCAGAGGUGACACAGCCCCGGCUCACGAAGCUGUCCCUGGCGCUGGGGACAGGAACGGGGGGAGCUCGGAGCCACGGGCAACAGGCGAUGUAAACAGAGCCGGGCUGGGGCGGCACGUCCGUCCGCGCACUUGGGUUCUUACCACCUCCGUUCUCUUUAACGUGGCACGGUCAAAACCAGCCAGGAUGGAGAUGAGCAGGGGGAAGGCAGUCAGAAAAGCGACCCCCGAGGGAAGAUCGGAGCCAGAAGGUGGAUUAGGAUCUCCGGAGCGGGCGGCGGGCGCGGGGGAGGCUGCGAAGGCGGACCGGCAGCUGCCGCGCCGCCGCAGAUGCUCCAGAAGGGGGCUGAGUGAAUACAAGAGAAACUUCAAAUGGAGAAGCCCAGAGUUCUGUAGCCCGUCCCAAGAGCAGAAAUCCUUGUGGGCUGGACUUCGGUCGGAUCAGUUUGGAAUCACAAGAGAACCAAAAUUCAUUUCCAAGAGAAGGGUACCUUACCGUAAUCCACAGAUUUCAAAGUCUCUUGAAUGGACAGCAGAUUGUGAUUUGAAUGACCCACUGGAAACUGAAGCUGCAGAGUUGCACGCUGACUACAACAACAAUAAAGUGAAUCAGGAAAAACUUGAAACACCUGAAGGACCCAGACUCCCCCCAGAAGUUCAGUCACAUGUGGUAGAUUCUAGUGGUGAAAUAGCUCUUGCACUUGCAGAGAACAACAUGAAGAAAUCACCCUCAGAAGCUUCACCAAAUCAAAAUGAAGCAUUUUCAUCUCCAAAAAAGGAAUCGGAAAAAAUGGGUAAUGGGUUUCACAGAGCCCUUCAGAGGAAAACAAACAUAAUUAUCCCCAGAAAUUCUGAAUAUCAAAGCCAGUUUGUCUGGAAGAGUCCUCAUGAAAAGUCACCAAUACUUGCAGCUGAACAGCUGAUUUGCAACACAAAGAAAUCCGUACCUCCGGUUAAACCUCCUGCCAUUACUUCUGAAACUGCAAAUGAGAGAAAUUCCAAAGGGUCUCCUCCUGUUAAGAGUCCACGAGAGACAGGUGGUUCAGAAGAGAAAGAAUUCCUGAGUAAGAGGGAAGAACCGUUUCAAAAACCAGCAGAAGAUGCAGCAAAACAAGGGAAAUCAGAACAGAAACAUCCUAAACAAAAUAAUAAGCAACAUAUCAGUCCAAAGCCCCUCACUUUACAUACAAGUCGUGGGAGGAUGAACACCGAAUAUAGGUCAAAAUUUUUGUCUCCAGCCCAGUACUUGUACAAAGACGGAGUUUGGUCUCGUAUUAAGAGUAAAGCUCACAGCCAGGCAUCUCAAAACACCUUAAAUUCCAUGUGGUAUAUGGAGGUGAGAGAGCUUCGAGAAAGAGCAAAAGCUUACAGGCAAAGAGUAGAGGGAACACACUUCUCCAGAUACCAUUUCAAUCAGAUCCUGUCUGAUAAUAACAGUCUUUGGGAUGUGUCCUCAACUUCCAGUUCAGAAGAAGGAAUCAGCAACAACAUCAGAGCACUAGAUCUUGCCGGUGUUUCUGAAAAAGAGGCUGCACCAAGCCCUGAAGUGCUACAGCAACCUGACUCCAGAGAACAACCACAUCAGGACAGCACACAGAAAGACAUGUCAGAUGCUUUAACUGUUCCAGUCAAAAGACGUUUAGUUUGGGAUGAACAAGAAGGUACUGAAGAAAGAAAAAAUCAACAAUUAACAGAAGAGAAAGAGGAAGAAAAGCCAGAUGAGCACGCUGCAGUCGUGGCCCAGCAAUUAGAAGAAAACAAUAAGGAUGCUAAAGAAGAUAAGAAAACUGAAGGUGAGAAUGCCUUAAUAUUGAACACUUCUGCAGCUGUGUCAGAUUCUUCUGAAUCUUCAAGGAGAGGCAGCAGGACCCCAAGGACUCAUCAUGAUCGCACUACCCGAGCUGUUGGAGGUACUGUUCUAGUAUCUGCUUCUAAAGUCAAGUCUUCAUCUUCACCUCAGAGAAAACAAAACUUAUCAACAAACCCUACAAAAAAAAGGUCCUCCCAGCCGGAUGGGAAAAUGGAAGCCCUCUUUAACUCUGCACCUGCUGGGCUGGGAUCUGUGGAUCCUCUGCCACUUAGGCAGGAUCUGUUACCUUCUAACAGGGUUGCUGAUGAACAAGUUCCUCUAGCUUCAGCCCAUCAGGAGGAGUCAAAGUCAGCAAAAAGGUGCUCUGUGCCUUGCUGGAGUCCCUCUCAUCGUAUUCAAGGGACUCUUAAGGAUCCAGAAUUCCAGCAUAAUGGGAAUCUUGGCAAUCCAAAAGUGAGAACUUUCCAAUUGCCUCUUCGGGAAAGAAACCGUAAUGAUGAAGACGACAGGUUGUCUCAGAUUUCUGCUCGCUCGGCAGCAUCUAGUUCUCUUGCAUCUCAGAUACUGGAACGAGCUCAGAAGAGGAAGGAUUUCUGGGGCAAGGCAUAGUUUCUCCUUCCUGUUGUGUAGAAACUACUCUGUAAAAUGAUGUAUUUUGUAUAGCUUGUAAUGUACAUUUUAAGAAAUUGUGAUUGUAGGUUUCGCACAGUAUCCUUUCACUUACCAUUGAUAUGGCCCAAAUUUUAGGACUUGCCAUCCCAGUUGAAAAUACUGAUGAUGUUGAAAAUUAAUGUUCUUUAUAUAUGAGAGUUAGGUUUUAAUUCACUAUGUUAGAACAGUCUUGUGAGGCUUUACUUUUUUUUUACAGUGGCACCUUUUGAACCUGAGAUAAUAAUUUUUUUAUGGAACCUGUGUGUGGCUUUUCAAGGUAUUCUGCUGCAGUCAUGCAGUAUGACUUGGAACAGUAUUCAGGGGCAAUACCAUCGUUCACUAAAUACCUCUAUUGCUUUAUUUUAUCAAGUUAUCUUAAGGGCAGCUGUAGUGUAUGUGUUUAUGUUACUGUAUGAAUUGUCAGCAUAACACAGCACUGUAAUAAAGAGUUGCUUUUACUACUUACUGCUUUUAACCUUUUACCGAAAAAUUCUUAUUUCUUAAUGACACUGACAUAGAGUGUCAUUAACUGUAAAACAAACAAGGGUUUAAGAAAAGCAAAGCAUUAUGGUUUGUUCGUUGUCCACAGGUUUUUGGCCAGGAUGACUGUCAGAGUUCAGAGUGUACAGUACUGCAGUUUGUCAGCUGUACUGAUAUGAAUGCUUGUCUUGUAGACUAAGACCCAUGUUUAGUGCUAAUUUCAGCUUCUCUAGAAAAAGCAAAUUCAUCCACCUUAGCCAGUGGUGUUCCUAUGUUCCACUUCAAACUUGGGUAUUUAGGACUAGUGAUUUCUUUAAGUAAACUUAAAAGAAUGGUUUUUCUUCUUGACUUUGAUAUUUUAAUUACCUCUUAUCUUAGUUUCCUGUUUCAGGGAGACUGAUAGCAUUAUGAUUGUCACAGUGAAAACUGUUUGUAAUUUAUACUGACAGCUCAUUUUAUCUUUACAAGUGAUGCAGACAAGUUAAAAUGAAGUAGAGGAAAUAGGUGGCUUGCAAGCAGUUUAGUUGUGUGUGGCUUCAGGUUUUAAUACUACUUAAUUUGAAAAUUUUAUACAAGAACAAUUUGAAAUUUGUACACACUUGAUUGCAUUUUGAUUUUGUAUGUAAUUAUGUAUGCAUAUUACUGAAAAUAAAAGUGGUGGUUUGUUUUGUUUCUAUUUAAGUUAUGCUGGAUAAUUUGGCAGAGCCUAUUACAUUGGUAGUUCCCUGUUUAGUUCUGUGUUUCACCUAUUCAGCUGGAAUAUCUGCAGACCUAAGAAAGACAAGAUACCUCAGAGCUGAUCUUCAGAAAGAGUAAUUUAUUGAAGCUAGAUAUGUUGACCCUAGAAAUCAUAACUGACUACAGAUAUUUUAAGUGGUGACUCAAAGCAGAUGGGUGCCACACAGGCUGGAAAGGCUGCGAUGCCCAAAGGGUCAGUCCCCAACAAAAAAACAGUGAGUAAAUUAGUGCUGUCCAGUACUGAUGAUGUUUGAAAAGGGUGUUCCCUUCUUCCAGAAAUUGUAUGUUACAGUAGCUUCCUACCAGUGGAAUUGUUUGAAACAACUUUUAUUUUAUCUCAAGGGCUUCUGGGAUUGUUCUGUGGUGUGCAUUUAACGUGAAAGUUAUAAUUAAUCACAAAAUUUCUACUGAAAGGGAAAGUAUGCAACAGCUUUUAUGAAAAUUCCCAUUUUUCCUCCAAAAUGAUAGUUUUAUAGUGGAAAACUUGAUGGCUAAAAGAGGAAGUAUUUUUGUUCAGGAUGGUAUGUUACUGAUGUGGAUGCAUAAAUUUUGCUGUGUCUAUCUACAUUAUUCAUAUCAGAAUGUUCUUGUUUUCCUAGCCAAGAGUGCUGAUCAUCCAUUAUUUCUCUGUCAUACCUGUUAAUUGACUUUCAUUAACUGUGUUCUCUUUCUUUGUUCUAUAUUUGCCUGGGUUUCAUGGCUAUCUGUCAAGCUGUGCAGGUCUGAUUUUAAGGCCUGUAAGUCAUAGAUAUUAUAACACCAUAUGUGUCAGUUUUGCUUAUAGUGUUGUAUGUACUGGUGCAGGUGAAUCUGGUACAUCUAGCUGUGAAUUUGUUAGAUGUGUGCAGUAUAGUACAUGUAUAUUGAUUUCUGCCAGGGAGAGAGUAGGUAUGGGAAAGGAGGGAGGCAUUUUUGUUGCAUAGGGGUACACACCAAUUUAGGUACUAGAAUGAAAUGAAAGUUCAUGGUUUCUCACACAUCACUGGACAUUAUUUCCCAUCUGAACAACUUUUAGUAUUUGACUGAAAUUUUUUAAUUGUAUUUACUUUUGGACAGGAGUUUUUGAAGGGAAGU